Molecule: messenger RNA, 1097 nt
Organism: Brassica oleracea var. oleracea
Lineage: Eukaryota; Viridiplantae; Streptophyta; Magnoliopsida; Brassicales; Brassicaceae
Product: probable BOI-related E3 ubiquitin-protein ligase 2
Exons: 2
Coding region: 214-831 (205 amino acids)
Molecular function (GO): ubiquitin-protein transferase activity
Source: RefSeq, a predicted model, not a curated record
GUCUCUCCCUCUCUCUCUCUCCUUUUCAAGUUUGUCAGCUACUUUACUCCGUUCAUCUUUUCUUCGAUUCUCAUCAACACAUAUUUAUAAGGUGGCCUUUACAUGCAUCAUUGUAUCGAAAAACCAAAGUUUACUUCCCGAGAAAGUCUUUAAUAAUCAAGAAAGAUCGUUUCUACUUCUCUCUCUGUUUUUUUCAACGUCAACCAAAUCGGUAUGGAAGAGUUGUACAUGAACAAUAACAAUCUCCAGACGCAGAAAGACUUCAGCCACCAACAGAGCUUUUUAGACGCUCUUAUGGAGAAAGAGAGGCAAGAGAUCGACCAGUUCAUCAGAACACAGAGCGAGAGGUUGAGAUACGCGUUGCGAGAACAGAGGAGGCAAGAGACGGAGACGCUGCUGAGGCAAAUGGAGGCGAAAGCUUUGGUUUUGAUGACGCGGAAGGAAGAAGAGAUGUCGAGAGCGCUGAGCAAGAACGUGGAGCUCGAGGAUCUGCUGAGGAGAAUGGAAGCUGAGAAUCAAACGUGGCAGAGGAUGGCUCGCGAGAACGAAGCAACGGUCGCGACGCUUAGCUCGACGCUGGAACAGGUGAAAGAGAGAGCUGUGACGUGUCACGACGACGAAGGGUCGUGCUGCGGAGGAGAUGAUAGUGUUCCGGGGAAGAGGAUGAUGAGUGGUUCUUGUUUGAAUUGUGGGUCUAACGGAGAGACGAGAGUGCUGUUUCUGCCGUGUAGGCAUCUCUGUUGCUGCACGGAAUGCGAGGCUGGGCUUGUUCUUUGUCCGAUCUGUAGCACUCCCAAGAAGAAUAGAAUCGAGGCCAUUAUUACUUUCUAGGGGAGAACUGUUUCCCGGUGAACGGAGAGGUUUUUACACCGGGGAGCUGACGUGGCAGGGAAGUAAUGGUGGUCUUCGAGAAGUUUAGGGGUAAAAAGGGAAAGUUAGACUAGGAGGAAAAGGUUGUCAAGAAGUAAAUUCUGAUUAGGAUUAUUAAAAAAAAAUAAAAAAAUCUUUUGUUUGUUUGUUUGUUUCUUUUGCAUCCAAUGGAAAUAUGAAAUCCUGCUGGAUUUUUAUGAACAUAACCCAUAUAUUUUCUUUCUAUA